AUGAGCGGCGGCGGUGCCGUCCGGAGCACAGCGGCGAGAGCACGGCUGGCAGUGCGGCUGCUGGCGGUGCUCAGCUGCGUCCUGUCAGCGGAGGCCCAGCUCACAGGAGUUCUAGAUGAUUGUUUAUGUGACAUAGAAAGCAUCGAUGACUUCAAUACUUUCAAGAUCUUCCCCAAAAUACAGAAACUGCAAGAACGUGAUUACUUCAGAUAUUACAAGGUCAACCUGAAGAGACCAUGUCCAUUUUGGGCCGAUGAUGGUCAUUGUUCUAUCAAAGAUUGUCAUGUAGAGCCUUGUCCUGAGAGCAAAAUACCUGUUGGAAUUAAAGCUGGGAGCUCUAAUAAAUAUUCAAAAGUGGCAAAUAAUUCCAAAGAACUGGAAGACUGUGAGCAAGCUAACAAACUGGGAGCAGUUAACAGUACCUUAAGUAACCAAAGUAAGGAGGCUUUCAUUGACUGGGCAAGAUACGAUGAUUCACAGGAUCAUUUUUGUGAACUUGAUGAUGAGAGAUCUCCAGAUGCACAGUAUGUGGAUUUGCUGCUGAAUCCAGAACGUUACACUGGAUACAAGGGGCCUUCUGCUUGGAGAGUGUGGAACAGCAUCUACGAAGAAAACUGCUUCAAGCCUCGAUCUGUCUAUCGUCCUUUAAAUCCACUGGCGCCUAGUAGGGGAGGAGAUGAUGGAGAAUCUUUCUACACAUGGCUAGAAGGUCUUUGCCUUGAGAAAAGAGUGUUUUAUAAACUCAUUUCUGGACUUCAUGCUAGCAUCAACUUGCAUCUGUGUGCAAAUUAUCUUCUUGAAGAAACAUGGGGGAAGCCUCGCUGGGGACCGAACGUGAAAGAGUUCACUCGCCGCUUUGACCCUAUUGAAACAAAAGGAGAAGGACCAAGGAGGCUCAAAAACUUGUAUUUCUUAUAUUUGAUAGAGCUGCGUGCUUUGUCAAAGGUUGCACCGUACUUUGAGCGUUCAGUUGUUGACCUUUACACUGGAAAUGGCCAUGAGGAUGCUGAAUCUAAAGCGCUCUUACUAGAUAUCUUCAGGGAUACAAAGUCCUUCCAUAUGCACUUUGAUGAAAAGUCCAUGUUUGCUGGAGAUAAAAAAGGAGCCAAGUCAUUAAAGGAAGAAUUCAGAUUGCAUUUCAAGAACAUAUCACGCAUAAUGGAUUGUGUUGGAUGUGAUAAAUGCAGGCUGUGGGGCAAACUGCAGACUCAAGGCUUAGGAACUGCUCUGAAGAUCUUGUUCUCUGAGAAAGAAAUACAGAGCCUUCCUGAGAAUAGCCCAUCAAAAGGUUUUCAACUCACACGUCAAGAAAUAGUUGCUCUUGUAAAUGCCUUUGGAAGGCUUUCCACAAGUAUAAGAGAGUUGCAGAAUUUUAAAGUUUUAUUACAACAAACUAGGUAAUGAAGGCCUUUGCACAACCCAUCAGUGAAGACCAUUUACAUGACUGCAUUGAGCAGAAGGAACUGAUCCUUACAGGACUCAUAUGAACUGAUAAAAAGUAAAAUCAAAUACCAACUUGAAUAUUUAUGUUUCAACUAGGAAUGGUUAUUAAUUAGAGAAGAUAUUUAUGAAUUAAAUAUAUAGUUUUUAAAUGUGUAAAUUAUGCUGAUCUGUUUAUUUUUUAAGUUCUCUGCUCACAGUUCUGUUGUACUGAGACUUCAUAAAUUUUCUUUAUUUCCUUGUCUUUUUGAGACAGUUGUUUUAUAUGAAAACAUAUGUACCUCCACCCUGACUUGGCCUGUCCUAAGAGAGGUGGUUCACCUCUCGCUUCUCCCCAGUACUGAGCUUCAGUAUAUUCUGAGGGUUGGGUAUGCUGAUUCUGGCUGUCUAAAAAAAAAAAAAAAAACCAAACAAAAAAACCCCAAAACCAAAACAAAACAAACCCACCACCAAACAGAAAAGGAAAUAAGGCUCUUGUUGAGUUGUGACUUCUUACUGUAAUAAUGAAACUUACUUAAAUAGGAAAUUUACUGAGCAGAAAAUUUUAUUUCAUACUGAGCUCCUUUGCAUCAUGCCGAUAUCAACGUUUUUUCCUUAUGUGCUGCUUUUCAGAAUUUCCUUUUUUCUUUAAAGUAACUACCUUGUCUCUGAUGCAGCACAGUUGGAAGUGACUUUUCUGCAGCCCCUUGGCUACCUGCAUUUGCUUGGGGGGUGGGGCUAAGGGCAGGGGGAGAUGGUUAGUGGAGUGCUGCUAGCUGAAAAGCCUCUGUCAAUCAAAUUUGCAUCUAGCCCAUUUUGUUUUCUCGAUUGUAAUCACAAGUUCAGUUUCCAGAAAUUGUCUUUUUAAUAUCCAAAAUGAUAAAAUAGCACACUUCAAUCUUUGAGCUGUGGAAAUAGAUUUGCUUUUCAUGGGUUAUGUUUUAGUGCUAUGUUAAAAGGUCAGCGCAAAAAGUAAGAACUUGUUUUUGUAGUCACUUUUAAAAAAAGAUGCUUUUUAAAAUUCAUAAUCACACUGACAUUUAAUACCACAUACUCUAUCUAUGCAACCCCUAACUGUAUCUUCUUUAAAAGGAUAUUCAGCUUAAUAAAACGGGUAUGUUAAUAACGUAACUUUCAUAAAACAAGAAAUUACUUGUAUAUCAUUGUCCACAAAUGUCAAUGAUAAAUUACCAUCGUCCAAAACAGAAUUCAGAAACAGCACUACUGAUUAGUAGCAACCAAAUAUUGGUUUAAAUUUAAAAUGAAGUAAUAAUUUUUUUAAAACCAGCAUGUUUCAAAGUUAGGAGUGAUGAAUGUAGGAGGUGCUGGUACAGUGU
This is a messenger RNA of Gavia stellata (red-throated loon), 2756 nucleotides long. RefSeq names its product endoplasmic reticulum oxidoreductase 1 beta (gene ERO1B). The coding region runs from base 1 to 1401 and encodes 466 amino acids. The transcript has 16 exons. Gene Ontology annotation, biological process: protein folding in endoplasmic reticulum. Gene Ontology annotation, molecular function: thiol oxidase activity; protein-disulfide reductase activity; FAD binding. The record is from RefSeq and is a predicted model, not a curated record. Gene Ontology annotation, cellular component: endoplasmic reticulum membrane; endoplasmic reticulum. NCBI's taxonomy places the organism in Eukaryota, Metazoa, Chordata, Aves, Gaviiformes, Gaviidae.